UUGGCUUGCUUGGCUCUUCGCUAGCUAUAGAAGUGGGGAAGUGGUCUGCUCACGCUGCUCACGCCUCGCCUCGCGAACCAUGCCGCGAACAGACUUGCGGACACGCUUGCGGAUGGCGAUUUAGCUAAAUAUUCCAGCGACACGUCGGAUCAUCCGUGAUGCACUGCUAACGUACCAUGAAGACCUCGCAUAGAACACCCAACAUCACACCACCACCAUAGCUAAAUAUUCUCUUCAAGAAAGCUGUGUAUCUUGUUGGACGUCCGUCGAUGGGCACCGGUUCCCAAUUAACAAAUGGCAACAAAUUCGGCUCACAUAGCGUACAGGUGCAACAAGUGCCAGUCAACAUUUUCUCAGCUGCACCCUCUCAGGCAGCAUCAUGUGGAUGUACAUAACUUCCAAGUGAACUAUGAAACUCACGAGUUCAAUUCUGAAGCUGAUUUUCAUGCCUGGAAAGAAGAAAUGCAAAAGGCAACCAGGAGCCACUUUAUUAAACGCACAGGAAAAAAAAGAUUGAAAGAUGGAGGUUCAAAGUGUUACUAUAUUUGUAACCGAUCAGGAGCCUUUAUAGAGAAGACACAGCACCGGAAAAGAUCCAUAAAAUCACAAGGGUCAGUCAAGUGUGGGUCAACCUGCCUUGCAGAUAUGUCUGCAAUAUUCCAAAAUGGCAAGGUCUCAGUUGUCUUUCAAGCUUCCCAUUAUGGACAUGACUUUGAGCUGUGUCAUACCCUACUGACAAAAACAGGGAAAGAUGCAAUAAUAGCUGGAAAACUACAUGACGAUGUUGCACCCAGUGUUGCGUUUGACGGUAUCCGGGGCAUGCUGGACGACACAUUUCAAACGAUUCACCUCACCGCAAGGCAGGCCCUGCACAACAUCAUGACGGACUACAAUAUAUGUUAUGAUGAGAGGAAGCACGAAGACGAUCACCAUAGUGUUGCCCUGUGGGUCAGUUCUAUGAGAUCGCAAACAAACAAUCCAGUGCUUUUCUUCAAGCAGCAAGGCGAGAAGGAUGACCCUACUGUCUUUCAACGAGGAAACACCGACUUGUUGCAAGAUGAGGAUUUCUUGUUAGUGCUCAUGACAGGUGUGCAAAAACAAAUGUCAAGGCAUUUGGGCACUGAGAAAGUGUGCGUAGAUUCUACACACGGCACCACAGGCUUCAACUUUCAACUGGUUGCACUACUAUGUGUUGAUGAAUUUGGAGCAGGUGUGCCACUUGCUUACUGCAUAUCUAAUAGGACAGACUGUGUUGCCCUCAAGUUGUUUUACAAAUGCAUCAAAGAAGAAACUGGACCACUUCACACAAAGGUCUUCAUGAGUGACAGUGUCCCUGCCUUCUAUAAAGCCUGGGAGGAGACCAUGGGCCCCGUCCAGAAAAGGCUGCUGUGUGAAUGGCACAUAGACAGGUGCUGGAGGAAGAAUAUCGCCAAGUACAUUUCUUGUAAAGAACAUCAAGCACAUGUGUAUAAGGUACUACGCACUCUUCUCUCAGAGACGGAUGUAGAUGUUUUCAAAAAGCUGCACGACGCCUUCCUCAAUGAUUGCAAAGGAGAACACGUGCAGGACUUCAGGAAAUAUUUUGAAAAAAUGUAUGCUGGGCGACCAGAGAUAUGGGCAUACUGUUAUAGAACUGGUACCGGGCUAAACGAAAAUAUGCAUCUCGAGGUAUUCCACCGGGUUCUUAAGUGCUGCUACCUUGAUGGCAAGAAGAACAAAAGAGUUGACAAACUGAUCUCCACUCUCCUUCGGUUAACACGAGACAAAACAUUUGAACACGUUGUUCAGCUGGCAAUGGAAAAGCCCUGCUCGUACCUGGCAGCUAUCAACAGCAGACACAAGAGAGGAGAGCAGAUAAAGCCAGAUGAUGUUCACCAAGCAGACAUUGGUCAAUGGAAAGUGAAAUCUCAGUCUUUUCCUGACACACACUAUGUGGUGACGAAAAUGACAGCUGACAUCUGUAACACAAGCUGCAGAAUUAUAUGUCGACCAUGCAGUGCUUGUAUACAUGCCUACAGAUGUUCAUGCCCUGACAACCUUGUGCACAUGAACAUGUGCAAGCACAUUCAUUCAGUUGCAUUAUGGGACACCGCCACACCACCAUCAAGUGCAAGACCAGAUGAUGAUGAUGAUGAUACUGAUAUUCAGUGGCAUCCACAGGAGGACACUGAGGUCUGCAGCCCAUCAGCACUGAUGAGAUGUCAAGGACAAGCAGAAGAAUCUGCCACAUUAGAUGAGUGCAAGAUCCUUGUUGAAGCUGUAUCAAACCGCCUCAGCAGCCCAUUAUGUGUGAAGACAAGGCAGGAUGUUGCGAGAAUGCUGAGGGAGGUUCUCUCUGUGAUGUCAGCAGAUGAAAAUGAUGCUGAACCCGCUGCGACACCACCAAUCAAAACAAUGUCAAAACAUGUGCAAACAGUGCCAAUAGUUAAAAUCUGUGCAGCCACGUCAAAGCCAACCUUUGCAGAAAUGCAAAUGAUUACAAGAACAUUUCUAGAACCUGAUGUUCCAACUACUUCUGAGGAUUCAGAAGAUCAUACAUAUGUGCAAAAAUAACUACUAUAUAUAGGAUGCUCGCAAAGUUUUAGAUGUUCAUGUGCCUUGCCUCAGCAACUGAGUUCCAACGUACACUUGCUUGCACUGCUUUGGUUCAUUUAAUUGUUAGCAUUUGUGACAAGAGAGGCAAAAGUCUUGAAGAAAGUUGGAAUUAGAAAUCAUGCCUACUGAGUUCUGCAAUUAAUUCUUAUCAAGGGAGUUAAAUUUGUUUUUGGUUUUAACUAGGUUCUUACGGCACUUUUCUGCUUUUGUUCCACAGAAGGCUGUCACUCCACUCGGUAUUAUUGUAAACCUCUACCCAAUAUAGGCCAGUCAGAUCACACAGCUAGGCUGAUUCAUUUUAUGAUGCUUUGUUUCACAAUUCAAGGAAAUGUAUCUCUACGGUGACCUCAGUGAGCAAAUAACGCUGUUGGCCGAGUUUUGAGCAUUUUUGCUAGUCUCGUUGAUCCUUUCCAGUAUGAGCUUGUAAUAAUAACCUGUAAGAAUGAGCCUGUUGGCUUGCACCUUUUCAGCCAUUGCAUCUGGGUCCUUGACAAUUAUUUUCAGCACAUUUAGAGAACAGCGUACUCUGACCAAGCCAUCAUCAGCUUCCAAUCUGCCCGACAAUUGUGCACCAACUAUUCUUUUUGAUGCUACAGGUUUUCCCGCUCAUUUUAAAGGGACUAUGAAACGAUUUUUUUCUUCGUUUCGUUCGAAAGAAGGCAUUUUUCUGAGUCUAGAACCGAAAUUCUGCUUUCAUCGCGCGAGCGGAUUUCUCGGGAUCGAAUUUAAACGGAGCGGCGAAGGGAGGACAGCUGGCGCCGCACCGUGGCGAGAUGCCGAGCGGAGACACAACGGGUAACAUGACGCGACCACGGCCGGCAGGAGCAUGCGCCGUAGGAUCCCGCGUAUGCGUUCAUCGGGAGUGGACAUUUCCAUGACAGCAGCUUUCGCGCGAUCGGCAGAUUUCGGCAGUGGCGGCAGCCACAGCGCGAGCUCGCGGCAUUACUUGCCAUUGUGCAACACCGGUGACGUAACGGGGAACCGAAGUGCGGUCCGUACAGUUACACCAUCGACAGGGAAAUAUGCGCGGGAGAGGAGGAACGCGGAAGAGACAUUUCCAGCGCGCGCUCCUCGCAGAGUGGAGCGAUUUCGUCCGGAAAAAUUUGUGGCAUAUUAGUUUCUCUGCGGGAAGAACAGUUUCCAUCGAAAAAAAGUAUGGGGGUUCGGGAAAUUUCAUAGUCCCUUUAAUCCAUUGGUUACUCAAUUUAAUCCCAGUUCUACCCAAACCCAAUUUAAUUCAAUGGUCAACCAAAUUAAUCCAACACCAACCAACUUAAUCCAAGCAACAAUAUAUUCAUAAUGCAGUGUGUCAAACUGAAAUUUCCAUUAAAAUUUGUGGCAUUCUUAUCAUGACUACAAAUUCUAUUACUACAGUGAUUUUACUCUCUGCAAUAUUCUACUCAAGAAUCCAUGACUACUGCUUGUCUUUAUGAUAUUUCAUGACGAUUUCUGACGAGGGGUCAUAACUUGUACGACUACAACUAGUUGAAACUGUCUUGUGAGAUUCAUGACUGCUGCUUGCCAUUAUGACAUUUCAUGACUAUUUUGGACACAGAGGUCAUAACUAGACUGCAUGACUACAGCUGGUUCAAUCAGUGUCGAGCAAUAAAUUUAUGACUAUA
Messenger RNA from Ornithodoros turicata, 4217 nucleotides. RefSeq lists its product as uncharacterized. The record is from RefSeq and is a predicted model, not a curated record. Bases 295 to 2553 code for a protein of 752 amino acids. The transcript has 7 exons. NCBI's taxonomy places the organism in Eukaryota, Metazoa, Arthropoda, Arachnida, Ixodida, Argasidae.